This is a messenger RNA of Triticum turgidum subsp. durum (durum wheat), 1434 nucleotides long. Lineage: Eukaryota; Viridiplantae; Streptophyta; Magnoliopsida; Poales; Poaceae. The record is from the annotation of a GenBank genome assembly.
AUGACGUCCCCGGCGCCAGCGCCGCCAGCGGCCGCCGCGGCGCAGUCCCCGCCCCCGCGCAUCGGCCUCGCCGGCCUCGCCACCAUGGGCCAGAACCUCGCGCUCAACAUCGCCGAGAAGGGCUUCCCGAUCUCCGUCUACAACCGCACCGCUGCCAAGGUCGACUCCACGCUCUCCCGCGCCGCCGCCGAGGGCGCGCUCCCGGUCCUCGGCCACCGCGACCCGCGCGACUUCGUGCUCUCCCUCGCGCGCCCCCGCACCGUGGUGCUCCUCGUCCAGGCCGGCCCCGCCUGGUACCAGAACACGGAGCGCCGCAUCGAGCAGGCCGCAUCCCGGGGCAUACUCUACCUCGGCAUGGGCGUCUCCGGCGGCGAGGAGGGCGCGCGGAACGGCCCCUCGCUCAUGCCUGGCGGCGACUUCCAGGCCUACAGCAACAUCAAGGACAUCCUGGAGAAGGCCGCGGCUCAGACGGAGGACGGCCCGUGCGUCACGUUUGUCGGGCCCGGUGGUGCCGGCAACUUCGUCAAGAUGGUGCACAACGGGAUCGAGUACGGUGAUAUGCAGCUCAUCGCCGAAGCCUAUGAUGUGCUCCACCGUGUUGGUGGCCUCUCAAACUCGGAGAUAGCCGAUGUGUUUGCUGAGUGGAACAAGGGAGAGCUGGAGAGCUUCUUGGUUGAGAUUACUGCAGAUAUAUUCACAGUGGCUGAUCCACUGGAGGGGAGCACCAGUGGGGCGCUGGUUGACAAGAUUCUUGACAAGACCGGGAUGAAGGGGACCGGGAAGUGGACGGUGCAGCAGGCGGCGGAGCUUGCAGUCGCUGCACCCACCAUUGCAGCAUCACUGGAUGGGAGGUACUUGUCGGGGCUCAAGGAUGAGCGAGUUGCAGCCGCAAGUGUGCUAGAGGAAGAGGGGAUGCCAGUUGGGCUUCUGGAGAAGAUUAAUGUCGAUAAGAAGGUGCUGGUGGACAGGGUGAGGCAGGCACUUUAUUCGUCGAAGGUUUGCAGCUACGCACAGGGGAUGAAUCUGCUAAGAGCCAAGAGUGUGGAGCAGGGCUGGAAUCUUAACCUUGCCGAGCUUUCAAGGAUUUGGAAGGGUGGAUGCAUUAUUCGGGCAAGGUUUCUUGAUAGGAUUAAGAAGGCUUAUGACAGGAACCCUGAGCUGGCCAAUUUGAUUGUCGACAGGGAGUUCGCCAGGGAGAUGGUGCAGAGACAGGGCGCAUGGCGGUGGGUUGUGGCCCGGGCAGUAGAGGCCGGCAUCAGCACUCCAGGGAUGUCUGCGAGCCUUUCAUAUUUUGAUACCUACAGGUGCAACCGGUUGCCAGCGAAUCUGAUCCAAGCACAGAGGGACUUGUUUGGGGCACACACCUAUGAGCGCAUUGACCGCCCAGGUUCUUUCCACACUGAGUGGACUAAGCUGGCGAGGGAGGGCAAGUGA